GUUACAUUUUAUACAUUAUCAGUUGUGUCAUAAAUAAUUAAUUAACAGUGGAGUUUGUAAUAAGGAAAAGUAGCACAGAUAUAUACUUAGAAUAGUAAUUGUAUUAAUUAAAGGCUCGUUUUCGGUAUAUAGAGAGCACGCGAGGGACACUAGUGAACCAGUCGUAACCAAAUGUUAGACAAGUACUUAUGUAUAUGUCAUAUCUGUGCGAGUAAAAAACUUUAAUUCUAGAACAAUUGUGUUUAUUUUCUUAAAUUGAAAUCCAAAUCCUUAAAACUCGUUCUGAGUCUACUCGGCUCAUAACAUAAUUGGUGGCAGCGGUGCUCUUCAAAGUACAAGAGAAACACAUACUGUAUUAUAACUGCAGUAGUAGUACAGUGGGUGUGAUCUUUCUUUUGAAGCGAACAAUCAAGGAACGGAUAAUUACCACACAGACAAUCAGAAGACAAUACAGAACGAAACAGUUUCAGCUUGGUUUGGUUCAACUUCAGAUGGUAUUGGGUGGAGCAGUAUACAAGCGACAGACGGAACACAUCAUUACCAACAGGAUAGAAAAACUGGGAUCAAAGGACAGCAACAGGGAAGAUUGCAAAGAAGUAUUGGGUGUGGGAGCAGUCAACUAAGCAACGAACAGAAUAUGCAGUUACAGUGAGUAGGGUUGCAUGUCUAGUAUUAGUGAUAGCGUUAGUAUUACCGAUUCUGACGAAAGUGUUAAUCUAGUAGAUUUAUUUGAAAUAAACGAAAUAAAUAAAAUUAAAAUGUCAAGCCCAAAACUGACGUACGAAACGGGAAUAAAAACAAUACCAAGAUAUGGGGCAGAAGAAAAGGAAUUAAUGAGUUUUCUAAAAACAUGCGAAUAUGUACUAAAUAAUAUAGUGGAAACGUUUAAACCAUUGGUAUUAGAGGGGAUAUUGGCGAAAUUAACAGGGAAAGCGAGUCAAGUGACUAGGUUUAAAAAUAUUGAUAGUUACGAGGAGUUAAAAGAAGUGUUAGUAGAAAACUUUGGGGUACAGCAGACAGUAGGGCAAAUACAAUUAGAGUUAGCGGCAUGUAUGCAGUUAGCGAAUGAAGGAAUAAAAGUAUACUAUGAAAAAUUGGAGGCGCUCUGUUUUCAAUUAAUAGAAGCACUGUUAUUGGAGGAUACAAAGAAAGCUGAAGAAGCAGUAAUUAAUAAAAUGAUUAAAAGACAGGCAUUAACAGUAUUUGUGGCAGGUUUAAGGGAACCUUAUCAUGUGUUGGUGAAAUCCCACAAUAAGAAUACAUUGAGGGAAGCGUAUCAGGCAGCAUUGGAGGCAGAAAAGACAAUGAUAGCACAGGAGCAUAAUAAGAAAUUAUUUAUAAAUAAAAAUAAUGGGGCAAAAUCUAGUGUUAAAUGCUUCAAAUGUAAUAAAAUAGGACACAAAAGUUUUCAAUGCUAUAAUAAGAAUGUAAGUGCAGGGAGAAGUAAUAAUCAGGGAGACGUAAAUAGGAAAACAAGUACUAAUGAACGGGAUAAUAAGACAAAAAUAGUAUGCAAUUAUUGUAAAAAAGUGGGACAUGUGAUGGCAGACUGUUAUAAAAUAAAAAAUAAGAAUAAACAAUUAAAUGGGAAUAAUAAUGGAAAUAAUGGGAGCGGUCCGUCAGGAGCAGGGUCAGUAACAGUAAAUUAAUAUCAAGCACGGGUAUUAACAAUAGUAGAAAUGGAAGAUGAUUGCGUGACUUGUGAAGUCACGCAAAACAGUAAGGUUACGGGGAAUAAAUCCUACACCGGUAUUAACACUAGGACAGACAACGCUAAGUUUAGUAACAAAUGGCAAAAUAUUAACGUCAUUAUUUGAAAUAGUAUUUGAUGACUUUCCGAUUCAUACGGAUGGGAUAAUCGGAAAGAAAUUAUUAAAAGAUUAUAAAAUGUGCAUUGACCUAGAGAACGAUGUAUUAAUAGUGCCGGAUAAUCGAAUUAGUAUUCCACCACGUACACAAACUAUAGUACUUAUACGGGUAGACAAACCAAUACAAAGUAAAUGUUUAAUGAUACAAGGUAGACACGUUACUACGGACGUGUUAAUGCGUAGUGUUAUAGGCAAUAUAGAAACCGAAGGUGUGAAAGGAAUAAUAUUAAAUAACUGAUAAAUGGCAGGAAAUAGAUGAAUUAAAAUUGAGUGAUUUAGGUUUUUAUGUUAAACUCA
This is a messenger RNA of Cinara cedri, 2165 nucleotides long. The record is from the annotation of a GenBank genome assembly. Lineage: Eukaryota; Metazoa; Arthropoda; Insecta; Hemiptera; Aphididae.